This is a messenger RNA of Lolium rigidum, 1564 nucleotides long. RefSeq names its product probable serine/threonine-protein kinase PBL7. Gene Ontology annotation, molecular function: ATP binding; protein kinase activity. Lineage: Eukaryota; Viridiplantae; Streptophyta; Magnoliopsida; Poales; Poaceae. The transcript is spliced from 5 exons. Gene Ontology annotation, biological process: protein phosphorylation. The coding region runs from base 1 to 1470 and encodes 489 amino acids. The record is from RefSeq and is a predicted model, not a curated record.
AUGGGGUGCUGUUGUUCGUGGGUGCGUGGUAUUUGCGCCAGGAGAUGCAGCCGCGUGAGCCUGCCGAGCUGCAAGUGUUGCUGUUCGUGGAUCCGCAGCCUCCCAAGCUGUACGUGUUGUUGUUCAUGGAUCCGCAGAGUAUGUGGCAGAAAGAAGAGGGAGGCUGGGCAAGAAACAUCGACAUCAGAGACAAAGAAAACAAAGAGGAAAUGGGGGCGCGGCUUCUGUGGCAAGACAGCACAAGAAGCGGAGGAGCCAUUGACAUCAGAGACAAAGAAGAAGAGGAAGAACGGGGUGACGAGCUCUGAGACGGACAAAAAAAGGUGGCUCAAGACAAGGAUUUGGAGAAAGAAGAAAGCCAAGAAUGAUCAGUUGGCAAGCCUUGUGAAAGAAAUUUCACUCGCAAAUAGUCCCAAGGCCAGGGCUGCAGCAGGGGAGAUACUACGGAUCGGCAACCACAACAUUCCUAGCAGGGUGUUUACAUUUGGUCAAUUGUCAGAUGCGACCAAUUCUUUCAGCCCGGAGAAUCUCCUGGGAGAAGGUGGCUUCGGAAGAGUGUAUAGAGGAUACAUUUCAGAGACCAUGGAAGUCAUAGCUGUUAAGCAGCUAGACAAGGAUGGGUUGCAGGGAAACCGUGAGUUCCUCGUCGAGGUGCUGAUGCUUAGCCUUCUUCAUCACCCAAAUCUUGUCACCUUGCUUGGAUACUGCACCGAAUGUGACCAGAAGAUUCUAGUGUAUGAGUAUAUGCCACUCGGUUCGGUGCAAGAUCAUCUUCUAGAUCUCACUCCAAAAUCUCAGCCGCUGUCCUGGCAUACACGGAUGAAGGUUGCGGUUGGUGCUGCCAGAGGCCUCGAGUACUUGCAUGAGGUAGCCAAUCCACCAGUGAUAUACCGUGAUCUUAAGGCAUCAAAUAUUCUCUUGGAUGGGAGCUUCAAUGCAAAGUUAGCAGAUUUUGGCCUAGCAAAGCUUGGUCCAGUUGGCGACAAAAGUCAUGUCACCACAAGGGUGAUGGGCACAUAUGGAUACUGCGCUCCCGAGUAUGCCAUGAGUGGCAAGCUAACAAAGAUGUCGGACAUAUAUUGCUUUGGCGUGGUUCUCCUAGAGCUCAUCACUGGGAGGCGAGCAAUCGACACCACAAAGCCGACUCGCGAACAGAUUCUUGUCCACUGGGCAGCUCCACUCUUCAAAGAUAAGAAGAAGUUCAUCAAGAUGGCUGAUCCACUGCUUGACAACAAGUUCCCCCUGAAGGGUCUAAACCAGGCACUUGCAAUCUCGUCAAUGUGUCUACAAGAAGAAGCAACCAGCCGCCCGCUAAUCAGUGAUGUGGUGACGGCCCUUACAUUUCUCGCCGAUCCAAACUAUGAUCCUCCCGAUGACAUUGAACCGCAACCUAUAUCAGGUCCCUUUUUUGACAGAGAAUUUAGCUUAAGAGAACCUGAAUUAGGUGAAAAAAGUUGCAGAAAUGAGUAGAAGGUUAGCUGAAGUGAAUUCUGACACGAGCAGAUGGUGAAUCUAGCCAGCAAGGUUUGUAGAGGUACCAGAUGGAGGAGGCACGAAAUUUGUA